AUGAAACAAUCUCGCGAUAAUGGCGCCCAUUCAGGACCUUUCGUUCUCCGCUGGCGGGCUCCAUUGGUUAUGCUAUCGUCUCUGAUUGUGGGCGUGGCAUUUGCUGUGGGACAUCAUGCGUUCUACGCUUCCUUGGUCGGGACAUCGGUAUCUUCAAGCCCUAUCAAGCUCGUUGGCUGGACCACGACUCAACAACAGGUUAAUGUCGCAAUCGGCACGGCUCUUGCUUUCGGGUUCAAAGCCAGUCUCAUAUUGGCCUGUAGCACGGCCUAUAUGCAACUGGUGUUCGGCGCACUCAAUACAGAAACUUUCAAGCUGUCACAGCUGGACAAUUGGUUUGGGGGCCUUAACGACUUCUGGUCUCUCCUGUGUGUCGGCACCUAUUGGAGGUAUCCUCUGCUCACGCUAGUGGCAUUGACUUGUUGGUUGCUACCUCUGGCUGCGAUCAUUUCUCCUGCGUCACUCUCAGUGGUGUUUGAUCGUAUACAUCCGUCUCCCAGUCGAGAUGCGCUUGCGCCCCAACCAGCGUUCGACAGUCUGGCAUUGGCACAGUACGUCUUGAGUCCGAACGAAGCUGGGAAAUCCAUAGGCUGGAUUGGUCCAAGCGAUGAAGUGUCCCGCAUAGCCAUUGCGUCUGCAACACAAGGCAUCAUACUGCCAAUUGAACCACCGGGGACGAAUGCCACGUGGCAGGACACCAUUGUUGCUCCAAGACUUGCAUGCGAGGACACCAAUCUAGAUUUACAACGAGAGAUCAGGGACAAUCUGAUUGACUUCUACAAGAAUAUCACGAACAAUAUGGAUUGGGAUGGCUGGACUACGAUUAUGUUCGACUAUCUGGCUUGGAGCGCUUACUCGGACGACCUACUUCCCACGCCAUUCAAGAACGACAUCUACAAUGGCUGGACACUGCAGGAUGCCUUGAACAGCGAUGCAAGAGAUCCGUACAACAAUGGCAGAGCCACUGACAUAUUCUUUGCAAUCCUUCCUCGAGCCACGUGGGAGCUGCCGCCAUCGGACCAUGGAUUUUCGUUGACAGCAUCGUAUGAAAACAGGACCACCGAUCCUGAGGUCAAGGCUGAGAACCAAAGACUCCUCAUGGACUGGUAUUGGGAAGAAUCUACGAUGCUCCAUUGCAGAAUAUUGCCUACUGUCUAUACUCUCAACUUCACAUAUAGUGGUCCAAACCAGGCACAGCACAUUGACGUACUGGACAUGAAAGAUUCUGUUGAGCUUGACUCCAACAGCACAAGUGUGCAGGCAAAUGGCCCCUACUAUAGCUUUGUCAGCGAGAACCCCAGUACUGCCACAGUUCUGGCGGGCGCUGCUGUCGCUGCCACAAGAUCAAGUUCCCUGCCCGCCAGGUUCAGUACCAGUACGUCUGCCCCUACCAUAACGGCAAGAAGCACGAUUCCCGAUCGACCACUACGUCUCAAAGCCAGGUAUGCUGAGUGGAACGUCGAUGUGUCGAAUAUCACCCAGCUGGCCCAGCAUUCACUGCGACUUUCCUCAUGGGGUGCAAUACAGCAAGCCGCCAUGGGCCUGUUCUUGGGAGCAUCCAAAUCGCAAAGUGGGAACGCAGGGAGAGCGUUUAUCCACACAGGAUUUAGUGGUGCCAUAGGCUCGAUGAGCUUUGACACUCGGGCUUUCACCACUGCUCUCUCAGAAAGUCGAGAACUGGGACAGCUUGUUGGCCCUCCUCCUACGGCGGAAGACAUCACGAAUGCGACCUCAGGUCUAGCAUUCGACCAGGCCGCAAGUCUUCUGCCGAAUGUCACCAAGUCUGUCGCAAGACCAUUGAAGGUGGUGAUGGAAGAGAUGUACUUUAACAUUACGCUUUCAAUGGCGAGUAACAAAAACCAUCAGUACAAUCCUGAUAGUCCACUGGCCCCACCAACGACUCGAAUAACUGAGGUACUGUACGGCAACGUGUAUAGCUAUUCGAUGGAUAAGCUGUGGCUGGCAUACGGGAUCGCGAUUGGGAUCUCUGUGCUCAAUCUGAUUGUGGGCUUCGCUGCUCUGUUGCGGACCGGAGCUUCAUUCACAGAUAACUUCUCGACAAUUAUUCGGAUUGCCAGGAAUGCAACCAUCGAGGCUGACUUGUAUGAGGAGCACUUGCCUGGUAAAGAUUCCUUGCCCAAGCACAUGGCUGACGCUGAACUGCGAUUGCGCAAGAGUGAUCAAUUGCUUGAUCCCAAGCAUCACGGGCGCGUGACCGUUACUGAGCGACGCCCAUCGAGUGACCUGGGAAGCUGA
Cercospora beticola is the source of this 2256-nucleotide messenger RNA. RefSeq lists its product as uncharacterized. The record is from RefSeq and is a predicted model, not a curated record. NCBI's taxonomy places the organism in Eukaryota, Fungi, Ascomycota, Dothideomycetes, Mycosphaerellales, Mycosphaerellaceae.